Molecule: messenger RNA, 1086 nt
Organism: Symsagittifera roscoffensis
Lineage: Eukaryota; Metazoa; Xenacoelomorpha; Acoela; Convolutidae
Exons: 3
Coding region: 1-1059 (352 amino acids)
Source: RefSeq, a predicted model, not a curated record
AUGUUAGGAGCUCGGAGUCUUCUCCAGAGCAACACACGACUGAAAGCUUCUACAACUUAUCUGAAUAUUGAGCCGGAGAGAGGCGAAAGUUCAAGUGCGAGCAGACCUCGUAUCAACAGAAAGUACUUCGCCUAUAGAAAAAACGAUGCAAAAUGUCCUAAGAAGUAUGCGAGCAGUGAGUGCCUAUCAUCAACCCCCAGCAGACAAACAACAACCCAAGAGGAGGAUGAUUGCAACCAAUCGGCGUCAUCCUCGGAAACAGACAGCGAGCUCGCCUACAACAGCGAGAACGAAAACUGGCUGCGAAAUGAGAAUGACAAGUUUCUAUUCGAUAGAAAUAUCAACCUAUCAAAAACCCCAACCAAUCAGAACACAGGAUUUGAGCAGACUAAUGCACCGAAUAUGUACUCAGCGAGAACGAAAAAUUUGGUCAAAACGGAGAAAACAAAUUUGGGUGGAGUUUUUUCGAAAAAGUUCUGGAAGAGUUCGGAAAGACCGGAGAGUAAUCAGAGUUUUCUCACACAAACAAACACUUUCGAAACAGUUUGCUCCAGAAGACCGGAAGGAAGAUUAUUCAAUGCACAUUUGCUGCAAUUUAAUUCUCAGAACCCUAAAAGCAAGAAGAUAGCGAGAUUAAAACCAUUGUUGGACUCAAAUGAUCACUCGAACAACCCAAAUUCAGUUUCUCAAAUCAACUCCUCACGCAUUAUGCACAACAGCGAGAAUAGAUCUGCUAAUAGAGCAGAAGAUCUAGGGCUGAGUACCUUAGAAAUCUGUCAAAGUAGUCCCGACAAUGUCCUUAGCUUCCCUACAACUUCAAUUGAGAUACCGCAAACUAUCGAAGUUCCCGCAUACUGCCUUAGCCCAAAUUCUGCAACUGACGACUCACACAAACUGAGACAAUUGAGGUCAGAUAGCCGACAGUUCACCUGGACGACAAGUAGUAGCACGACAACAGCUGUUUCGACUAGAAGUGGGACUAAAUGUCGGUUAAAAAGACAGCCAAUGAUUAAACUGACUAAAAAAGACGUGGAGCAUAUCAGAGUUUCUUGGAAUUAAAAGAAACUCCAAGAGUCAAUUUUCAUU